CGCUGAAGCCAAGACCUCCACCUUGAAGCACUAACUACACUAUCCGCCGCCAUUGUUUCUGCUCUUGCGUAGAGUGUCUCUCCAACUGAGCAACCCGAAUCCUGACUGACUUUUUCGUUUGAUCGCGCGCGAAAUAAUAGAGGCGGCAAGCAGCAACACUGGCGGCCGGUGCGCUUACGCUCGCCCCCUGGAUUUCAGCUUUGGCCCUUGGUCUUCUGAAGUGGCGCUUCACUUUAUCAUCGUUCGGCCUUUCAGGAAACGCCUGGCUGGUAAUCCGAAGCUGGCAGCUGGCAGCUGCGGCGGCAAGUGGUGACAACAACAACACAUUGCCCGUCAGCUUCAGCCGCACUGCCAAGCGUGCGCAGCUAGAUCAUAUCGGCCAAGCACUCGUGCUAUAACUUGUGGGUAUUAAUGGCUCGGAAAUUGCCGGGUUUCCGGCCAGCACGGCUACUCUAGCUGGCCGAGACUUGCCACCCGAUUCAAGACGGAUCUGAUCAAGACGAUUCUGCUUCCCGUGGCCCAUGAACUCUCUACAGUACAACUGACAAGUGCGGCGGCCUUGGUUUCUUCGAGCGUACAGUGUCUUCCGACGUCCCACCGCCGACAUCCUUUCGUCGUUCUUGUAGCUCUCCCGUCGCCGUGCCUUCUCUAGCAAGCGACCCCAGUGUUUAAGAGGAGUUAUUAUGGCCGCUCCGCUUUCAGCACGGCAACUUGGGACGCCACCUUGUCAUCACGCCACGUCAUCACCGCCUUAUCGUGCCAUGUCAGCUUACCCGAAGUCACCAUUCAGUAGCCAUCGUGUAUCAGUCACGAAUGGUGCAAGCAAUAUACCACACUCGUUAUUAACAAGGGGUACGUUUAGCCGAUGGUCUCAACCCUAUCCCCGCUUUAAGACGUUGCGUAACACGAGGACGUCGCUCUCCGUUAAGUCAAGGACGUUAAGGUUUCGGUGCAAGGCUGGCUCUGGCAGCUCGAACGGGAAUAAUAAUCCGGACGACAGGAAUAGUUCGCGAAAUAGCAGCGGGAACGGCCAAGAGGGAAACGUCCGGGGAGAUAGCGACAGCAAGAGAGGGAAAGAUGGUGACGUGUCGAGAGAGCAGCAGGCGGAGGGGCUUAUUAUUGAAGAAAGACGCGCGAAUGCGUCGAUAAGGAGGUAUCGAGUCACCCGGUCUGAAGGUGCUGUACACGUGGCAGAACCCCCUUCCUCCAUCCCCCCUGCUGUUACUUCUGCCAAUGGUGCUGCUGGUGGCUCUAACGAGGGUGACCGUAACGGAGGCAGAAGCGAGCCUGCCCGAAGCGGCCAAUUUGACUCGCUGGUCCAGUCAGCAAAGAAUUUCUUCCUGCCCGCUGGAUACCCUGACAGCCUUACCAGUGACUACACAACGUAUAUGCUCUGGCAGUUCCCGGUGCACAUAACGGGGUGGGCGUCAUCCACCCUCGUCACCUCCACGCUGCUACAAGCCGUGGGAGUGGGAUCCCUUGUUAAAGGUGGGGCUACUGCAGCUGCUGGCGCUGCCGCUGUUUCUGGUGCUGCUGCUACUGCUGGUGCUACUGGUGCCGCUGCUGCUGGUGCUGCUUCUGGUGCUGCCACUGCUGGUGCUGCAGGUGCAGUGGCAGCAGGAGCAGCAGCAGGAGCAGCAGUAGGUGCAACCGUAGCAGCAGGAGCAGCAACCAUAGCCACCACAGCAGCAGCCGCUCUCCCGGCAGUAGACCCUGCCUCAGCUGCCGCCGCCACCGCAGCCAUCAAAUGGGUGGCAAAGGACGGCAUAGGUGCGGUCGGCCGCCUGCUAGUGGGCGGCCGGUUCGGCGCCAUCUUCGACGAGGACCCGAAGCAGUGGAGGUUCGUCGCGGACCUGAUAGGCUCGGCCGGGGCCAUCUUCGAGCUCGCCACUCCCCUCGCGCCGAACCACUUCCUCCUCCUAGCCUCCCUAGGCAACCUCACGAAAGCAGUAGCCAAGGGGCUGAAAGACCCUUCGGCUAGGGUUAUCCAAACGCACUUCGCCCUUUCAGCGAACUUAGGGGAGGUAGUGGCGAAGGAGGAGGUGUACAAGGUGAUGGCGCAGCUGGCAGGGCUCGGGUGUGGUGUGCUGCUGCUGAGCUCGCCCUACAUUGCCGAGUCGUAUUGGAGCCUCGUCUCCACGUGGGCUGUGCUGCGCUCGUCCCAUCUGGCCCUCCGAUUCAAGUCGCUUUCCGUCCUUGAGUUUGAUUCCCUCAGUUUCAAGCGCACGGCUAUUCUGGCCAGAGCGCACGUGGCAGGGGCGCCAACGCUACCCUCCGUCCAGGCAGCGAACCGAGAGGAGCGCCUAUGGCUGCCCCGCCGGCUCACCUCCCCCAGCAUUCGCCUCGGCUGCUCCCUUGCUGACAUGUCGGCCCUGCUGGAGCGACAGUCGGCCAAUCGAAUGGCGCUCCCAGACCUCCUGGCACUGUACCGGGAGGAGCAGCAUGUGCUUCUAAUGGAUGAUAACGGAGCAUUCUCGGUUAUUUUCAAGGUAAAACCUUUCUUUCUUCUUCAAGGUAAAACGUUUCUUGCCUCUUCAGGGUAAUCUCUUUUGCCGCCUCCAUUUUCAGGCUCCUGUCUCACUAUCUCAUUCUCCCUCUCUACCCUCUCCCCUUUCUUGAGGUAGCCUAGCCUCUGCUUGCCCACAACCUUUCCCAACGAAAGAAGAGGAAAAGAGUGCUUUUCAUGUGGGCUCAUCACCACCUGUGGAUUCCAGUUUUGUAGGUGCCUCAAAAGUAGCCUCUGCUUGCCUACAACCUCCCAACGAACGUGCUUCUCAUGUGUGCUCAUCACCACCUGUGGAUUCUAGUUUUGAGGCGCCUCAAAAGUAGCCUCUGCUUGCCUAAAACCUCCCAACGAACGUGCUUCUCAUGUGUGCUCAUCUCCACCUGUGGAUUCCUCCCUUUCUCUUCCACCCUUCCCAACCCCCAGCCCCAACCACCCCCCCCCCAAUUUACCACCCUCCAUGAUCUAAUGUCCAAUGCAGCAAGGAGAAUUGAAGGCAACGGUAUUGAGGGCUGUGGAGCAGGCGUGCCGGUUGCAAAUUUUGAAUCUGCUCAAAUCCCCCCCCCCCUCCUCCUCCCUCUCCCUCUUACCUCCCUCCAUGAUUUGGUGCAGCAAGGAGCAUCAAAGGGGACAGUACGGAGGGCUGUAUGGCAGGCAUGCUGGAUGCAGCAUGUUGAGUCGGCUCAAAAGACACCCCUCACCCCACCCCGCCCCCCAUUGCAGCAAGAGCAGCGACGGGGACAGUACUAAGGGUUGUGUGGCAGGCGUGCUGGCUGCAGCAUUUUGAGUCGGCUCAAAAUAAACCUCCUCACCCUACCCCCCACCCCCCCCAUUGCAGCAAGGAGCAUCGAAGGGGUCAGUUCUGAGGGUUGUGUGGCAGGCGUGCUGGCUGCAGCAUUUUGAGUCGGCUCAAAAUAAACCUCCUCACCCUACCCCCCACCCCCCCCAUUGCAGCAAGGAGCAUCGAAGGGGUCAGUUCUGAGGGUUGUGUGGCAGGCCUGCUGGCUGCAGCAUUUUGAGUCGGCUCAAAAUAAACCUCCUCACCCUACCCCCCACCCCCCCCAUUGCAGCAAGGAGCAUCGAAGGGCAAGGAGCAUCGAAGGGGUCAGUUCUGAGGGUUGUGUGGCAGGCCUGCUGGCUGCAGCAUUUUGAGUCGGCUCAAAAUAAACCUCCUCACCCUACCCCCCACCCCCCCCAUUGCAGCAAGGAGCAUCGAAGGGGUCAGUUCUGAGGGUUGUGUGGCAGGCCUGCUGGCUGCAGCAUUUUGAGUCGGCUCAAAAUAAACCUCCUCACCCUACCCCCCACCCCCCCCAUUGCAGCAAGGAGCAUCGAAGGGGUCAGUUCUGAGGGUUGUGUGGCAGGCGUGCUGGCUGCAGCAUUUUGAGUCGGCUCAAAAUAAACCUCCUCACCCUACCCCCCACCCCCCCCAUUGCAGCAAGGAGCAUCGAAGGGGUCAGUUCUGAGGGUUGUGUGGCAGGCGUGCUGGCUGCAGCAUUUUGAGUCGGCUCAAAAUAAACCUCCUCACCCUACCCCCCACCCCCCCCAUUGCAGCAAGGAGCAUCGAAGGGGUCAGUUCUGAGGGUUGUGUGGCAGGCCUGCUGGCUGCAGCAUUUUGAGCCUGCUGGCUGCAGCAUUUUGAGUCGGCUCAAAAUAAACCUCCUCACCCUACCCCCCACCCCCCCCAUUGCAGCAAGGAGCAUCGAAGGGGUCAGUUCUGAGGGUUGUGUGGCAGGCGUGCUGGCUGCAGCAUUUUGAGUCGGCUCAAAAUAAACCUCCUCACCCUACCCCCCACCCCCCCAUUGCAGCAAGGAGCAUCGAAGGGGUCAGUUCUGAGGGUUGUGUGGCAGGCGUGCUGGCUGCAGCAUUUUGAGUCGGCUCAAAAUAAACCUCCUCACCCUAC
Messenger RNA from Closterium sp. NIES-67, 4403 nucleotides. The record is from the annotation of a GenBank genome assembly. Lineage: Eukaryota; Viridiplantae; Streptophyta; Zygnematophyceae; Desmidiales; Closteriaceae.